CUGCAGCCGGCGAGGGAGACAGGGGGUGACCGAGCGGAGCGCGGAGGGUAACCGGCUGUGGGCGCGAUGAGACCCGGAGAGCAGCGGCCCGUGGAGGGGGGCGCAUGCGGUGGCGUCUCCGAGCUGGAGCUGCUGAAGCUGCGCGCGGCGGAGCGCAUUGAUGAGGCGGCCGAGCGGCUGGGGGCCUUGAGCCGCGCCAUCUGGAGCGAGCCGGAGCUGGCCUACGAGGAGCACCAUGCCCACCGGGUGCUGACGAGCUUCUUCGAAAGGGAGUCGCCGGCCGCUUCCUGGGCGGUGCAGCCGCACUACCAGCUGCCCACGGCCUUCCGCGCCGAGUGGGAGCCUGCGGGGGUCCAGGAACCGAGCGCCACGCGGCGGCCGCUGCACCUGUGCUUUCUGUGCGAGUACGACGCGCUGCCGGGCAUCGGCCACGCCUGCGGCCACAACCUCAUCGCCGAGGUCGGGGCGGCGGCCGCGCUGGGCGUAAAGGGGGCCCUGGAGAGCCUCCCCGGGCCGCCUCCGCCCGUGAAGGUAAUUGUCCUGGGAACCCCUGCAGAAGAAGAUGGUGGUGGCAAAAUUGACUUAAUUGAAGCGGGGGCUUUUAAAAAUCUUGAUGUUGUUCUUAUGGCCCAUCCAUCUCAAGAGAAUGCUGCUUAUCUACCAGAUGUCGCUGAACAUGAUAUGACUGUGAAAUACUAUGGAAAAGCAUCUCAUGCUGCUGCUUAUCCCUGGGAAGGAGUAAAUGCAUUAGAUGCUGCUGUUCUUGCCUACAACAAUCUGUCUGUGUUAAGACAGCAAAUGAAACCACACUGGAGAGCUCAUGGUAUAAUAAAAAAUGGUGGUGUAAAACCCAAUAUCAUUCCCUGUUAUUCUGAAUUAAUCUAUUACUUCCGUGCACCCUCAAUGAAAGAACUUCAAGUUUUGACUAAAAAGGCAGAAGAUUGCUUCAGAGCUGCAGCUAUGUCUACAGGGUGCACAGUAGAAAUUAAAGCUGGAGCACAUGAUUAUUACAAUGUUCUUCCCAAUAAGAGUCUUUGGAAAGCUUAUAUGGAAAAUGGAAAACAGCUGGGAAUAGAAUUUAUUUCAGAAGAUACAAUGUUGAAUAGCCCUUCAGGAUCUACUGAUUUUGGAAAUGUUACUUUUGUGGUUCCUGGACUUCAUCCAUAUUUUUACAUUGGAUCCAAUGCCUUGAAUCAUACUGAACAAUACACUGAGGCUGUGGGAUCACAAGAAGCUCAGUUCUACACUUUGCGUACAGCCAAAGCUCUGGCAAUGACUGCAUUGGAUGUUAUUUUUAAACCAGACUUGCUGGAAAGAAUCAGAGAGGACUUUAAAUUGAAACUUCAAGAAGAAGAGUUUUUAAAUACAGUAGAAUAAAAGGAAGAUUUAGGAACUACUUACGAAUUAUCAAGAAGACAUGAUGAUUUUUUUCUUUAAUCUUUUUUAAUGAAGACGGGCAUACUUGUUUUUCAGUCUUAAAGGAUUUAAAUUCCUCUGUCCUGUUAUGUGAGGGCA
Molecule: messenger RNA, 1515 nt
Organism: Galeopterus variegatus (Sunda flying lemur)
Lineage: Eukaryota; Metazoa; Chordata; Mammalia; Dermoptera; Cynocephalidae
Gene: PM20D2
Product: peptidase M20 domain containing 2
Exons: 7
Coding region: 67-1377 (436 amino acids)
Molecular function (GO): dipeptidase activity
Source: RefSeq, a predicted model, not a curated record